GCAGAGUCCAAUAUAUAACUGUUGUUAGCUCGUGAUAAUGGAAAGCGAUUGUGAAAAAAAGAUAUGUAGUUAUGACAAAUGUAAAAGAGCAACAAGAUAUUUGCUUUAGAUAUUUAUCUUUUGCACAAUUUGUGUGAAUUAAAGAUUCUUUCGUCCGAAAGAAAUUAUGGAUAUCUUUGUAAAGUUGAAUGAGCAAACGGCAGGGAGGGACAAAUUAAUAAGAUUGCUUCAAUAUGGAAGUCGAGCAUACUGGUAUUAUGCACAAAAUGUGCAUAGCACAAGAUAUUCUGCAGAAAUUUUGAGAAGUUUGGAAUUCACUUUUAGCUCAUUUCGAAAAUUGCUGCGCUUUGGAAGAUGCUUAGAUAGCGUUUAUUCUGCUUUAAAAAUGAUGAAGUAUCCUGAUCCUAUAGUAAGAAUAACAUUAACCAUGGCAAAGAUGGCAAAUGCUUUGUACUUACUAGCAGAUCAUUUUAUCUGGAUUGGCAGAGUAGGAAUUUUACGAGUUGAUUUAGAAAAAUGGAAUAAAGUUGCUAAUAAGUAUUGGUUAUUAACUAUUGUUAUGAGUUUAAUAAGAGAUAUUUAUGAGAUUAUCAAGAUUUUGGAACACAAGAAGAAUGUAUUUAAACAAUAUUAUAUAUUAUCCUGUCUAAAAAAUCACAAGGAAAUAACGAUGGAUACUGUUAAAAAUGGAUGUGACUUAUUUAUUCCAUUGACAGCAUUAGGUGUCACAAAAUGUACUCCAGGUACAAUAGGUUUACUUGGAAUGAUUUCUUCAUUAAUUGGUUUAUAUACAAUUAUCGAUCCACUUUAUAAAUCGUCUCCUUAGGAUAAGAUGUUUUGUAAACUCCUAUACUUUUAUACAUGUAAGAUUCGUUACAUUAUUCGUAUAUGUACAUACAUAAUGAGAGAGAAAGAGAGGGGGGAGA
Molecule: messenger RNA, 926 nt
Organism: Atta colombica
Lineage: Eukaryota; Metazoa; Arthropoda; Insecta; Hymenoptera; Formicidae
Gene: Pex11ab
Product: peroxisomal membrane protein 11B
Exons: 4
Coding region: 167-826 (219 amino acids)
Biological process (GO): peroxisome fission; regulation of peroxisome size
Cellular component (GO): peroxisomal membrane
Source: RefSeq, a predicted model, not a curated record